Messenger RNA from Centropristis striata (black sea bass), 788 nucleotides. RefSeq names its product phospholipase A2, minor isoenzyme-like. Bases 198 to 641 code for a protein of 147 amino acids. The transcript is spliced from 5 exons. Gene Ontology annotation, biological process: phospholipid metabolic process; arachidonate secretion; lipid catabolic process. Lineage: Eukaryota; Metazoa; Chordata; Actinopteri; Perciformes; Serranidae. Gene Ontology annotation, molecular function: phospholipid binding; calcium ion binding. The record is from RefSeq and is a predicted model, not a curated record.
UGCUUUGAGCAGCACAAAUAACAUUCCAUCCACCUCCAUUGUCUUGGAGUGACUGCAGGAGUCUCAGAGGAGGAUAUUUCACAACCUUUGCACAUAAAACUGAAACUGUUGCAUGGCACAACACCACAGAGUUUUCCCUCUCCUCCUGUCAUAUAAGACCAGGCUGCACCAAAACUUGUGUUUUCCUGACUGAAGCCAUGAAUCUGACAGCUCCUCUGCUGCUGCUUCUCACUGCAGCCUGUAUGGCAGCAGCACACCCGAAGGCCUUAUGGCAGUUUGGGAGUCUGAUCAGCUGCGCUCAGCCUGGAGUUAACCCUCUGAAGUAUAACGAGUACGGCUGCUGGUGCGGCUUCGGGGGAACCGGAAGCCCUCUUGAUGAACUGGACAUGUGCUGUAAAGUUCAUGAUAAAUGCUAUGAAGCAAGCAGAAAGGCUCCUGGAUGCACGGCUAUUGCUGACCUUCCCUAUGUUCUUGUUUAUGAUUUCACCUGUUCAAACCAACAAGUGACCUGCUCUGCGUCCAACAAUAAGUGCCAGGCUGCUGUGUGUGAGUGCGAUCGGGUGGCUGCUCACUGCUUUGCUCAGACCUCAUACAACCCUGAAAACAAGAACGUGGAUCCCAAAGUCCACUGUGUCAACUGAGUUAUACAACCCACAAAAAACAUGAGAAAAUGUUGGAAUUCUGACAGAUUUCUUCCUACAUUUUAAUUUCUUUAUAAUUUUUUACACUAAAUAGGAUGUAAAGGGAGUUUGAUUUUGCAUAAAGGAAUCACUUUCAAUAAAGGCAAG